Cryptococcus amylolentus CBS 6039 is the source of this 638-nucleotide messenger RNA. RefSeq names its product 40S ribosomal protein S14. Gene Ontology annotation, biological process: maturation of SSU-rRNA from tricistronic rRNA transcript (SSU-rRNA, 5.8S rRNA, LSU-rRNA); ribosomal small subunit assembly; translation. Gene Ontology annotation, molecular function: structural constituent of ribosome; mRNA 5'-UTR binding; small ribosomal subunit rRNA binding. The coding region runs from base 18 to 470 and encodes 150 amino acids. The record is from RefSeq and is a predicted model, not a curated record. Gene Ontology annotation, cellular component: ribosome; cytosolic small ribosomal subunit. The transcript is spliced from 4 exons. NCBI's taxonomy places the organism in Eukaryota, Fungi, Basidiomycota, Tremellomycetes, Tremellales, Cryptococcaceae.
CAUCAACACUCGUCAAAAUGGCUCCCAAGAAGGUCCGUGCCCCCCAGGAAGCCGCCGUCUCUCUCGGUCCCCAGGUCGCUGAGGGUGAGAACGUCUUUGGCGUUGCUCACAUCUUCGCUUCCUUCAACGACACUUUCGUCCACGUCACCGACUUGACCGGCAAGGAGACCAUCUCCCGUGUCACCGGUGGUAUGAAGGUCAAGGCCGACCGUGACGAGUCUUCUCCUUACGCCGCCAUGUUGGCCGCCCAGGACGUCGCCGUCAAGUGCAAGGAGGUCGGCAUCACUGCCCUCCAUGUCAAGCUCCGUGCCACUGGUGGUACCGGCACCAAGCAGCCCGGUCCCGGUGGACAGGCUGCCCUCCGUGCCCUCGCCCGUGCUGGUAUGAAGAUCGGCCGUAUCGAGGACGUCACCCCUACCCCCUCCGACUCUACCAGGAGAAAGGGUGGUAGGCGUGGUAGGAGGCUGUAAGCUACCUUUUUGGUGGUUAUGCAACUCUCUGCGCUUUUAACAAGGUCGCCGCAGAGCACGCGGUUGUGGUACUUGCGGAUGCUAUCGUAGACGUGAUGACAUGAUCCCGUGGCUCGCUGCGUUACAAGUUUCGGUCCUGUUGCAAGCUACAAUCAGAACAUGAACGUG